AUGAAUACCCGGGAGGAAACUCAUGUGUGGCCCUGUGUGUGUGUGUGUGUGGAAACUUCAGGAAACUUGUGUGCUUGUGUGGUAGAACCUGCGGACGCUCUGAUCGUGGCGGUGAAAGGCGGCUACAGCGAGGUGGUGAAGGAGCUGCUGAAGAGAAACCCGAACGUCAACAUGACCGACAAGGACGGCAACACGGCGCUGAUGAUCACUUUUCAUGAGUGGCUACAUCGAGAUAGUCCAGGAUCCAAGCUGGAUCCAGGGAUCUACCGCCAACAUCCCAGACCGAGUGGUGACACUGUGCUGAUUGGAGCAGUGCGGGGGGGUCAUGUGGAGAUCGUCAGAGCUCUGCUGCAGAAAUACGCCGACAUCGACAUCAGAGGACAGGAGAAUAAGACGGCGCUGUACUGGGCCGUGGAGAAAGGGAACGCCACCAUGGUCAGAGACAUCCUGCAGUGUAACCCCGACACCGAGACCUGCACCAAGGACGGAGAGACUCCUCUGAUCAAAGCCACCAAGAUGAGGAACAUCGAGAUCGUGGAGCUGCUGCUGGAUAAAGGCGCCAAAGUGUCCGCCGUUGACAAGAAAGGAGACACGCCGCUGCACAUCGCCAUCCGCGGGCGUAGCCGGCGCCUCGCCGAGCUCCUCCUCAGGAACCCCAAAGACGGGCGCCUGCUGUACCGCCCCAACAAGGCCGGCGAGACGCCCUACAACAUCGACUGCAGCCACCAGAAGAGCAUCCUCACGCAGAUCUUUGGAGCUCGUCACCUGUCCCCCACAGAGACAGAUGGAGACAUGUUGGGGUACGACCUGUACAGCUCGGCGCUGGCCGACAUCCUGAGCGAGCCCACCAUGCAGCCGCCCAUCUGCGUGGGUCUGUACGCCCAGUGGGGCAGCGGCAAGUCCUUCCUGCUGAAGAAGCUGGAGGAUGAGAUGAAGACCUUUGCCGGGCAGCAGAUCGAGCCCCUGUUCCAGUUCUCCUGGCUGGUGGUCUUCCUGUCUCUGCUGCUGUGCAGCGCGGUUGCCGUGGUGCUCGGCUUCACCGUGGAUCCCAGACUGGCCCUGGCCGUGUCCCUCAGCCUGCUGGCGCUGCUCUACCUCUUCUUCGUGGUGGUGUACUUCGGCGGGCGGCGGGAGGGCGAGAGCUGGACAUGGGCGUGGUUGCUAAGCACCCGUCUGGCCCGUCACCUUGGUUACCUGGAGCUGCUGCUGAGGCUGAUGUUCGUCAACCCACCAGAGCUGCCAGAGCAGAGCACCAGAGCUCUCCCCGUCAGGUUCCUGUUCACCGACUACAAUCGGCUGUCGAGCGUCGGCGGCGAGACGUCGAUGGCCGAGAUGAUCGCCACGCUCUCCGACGCCUGCGAGAGAGAGUUCGGCUUCCUCGCCACGCGCCUCUUCAGAGUGUUCAAAACAGAGGAGGCCCCAAGGCGGGGUACGAGUGGAAGACGUGGCUGCGCCCCUCCUCCUCUUCUCUCUUGCUCCUGCCUGCUGGCGCGUAUCCUGCUUUCGCCCUUCAAGCUGCAGCGGGAGAACCGCAGGAUUGAACGGGUGCUGGUGCCGUGGUCGCAUGGCGAUGCUGCAACCGGCACCUGGUGGCAGAGGCUACGGGCGGUAAUAGGAUGCACAAGCUCAAAGGUAGGCUUCAUGAAGGUGCUGAAGACGGAGGUGGAGCUGAUGGCGAGGAUGGCGAAGACGAUCGAUGGCUUCACGCAGCAUCAGACGCGUCUGGCGGUCGUCAUCGAUGGACUGGACUCCUGCGAACAGGACAAAGUUCUGCAGAUGCUCGACACGGUGCGGGUCCUGUUCUCUAAAGGCCCCUUCAUCUCCAUCUUCGCCAGCGACCCCCACAUCAUCAUCAAGGCCAUCAACCAGAACCUGAGCAGCGUGCUGCGCGACUCCAACAUCAACGGCCACGACUACAUGAGGAACAUCGUGCACCUGCCCGUCUUCCUCAACAGCAGGGGGCUGUCCAGCGCCAGGAAGAUGGCCGCCGCCGCCGUGGCGCCCGCCAACGCCAACGGGGACGCCGCCAACGCCGACGGUUGGCAUGAGGAGUUAGACAGGAAACUGUCUCAGCACAGUUUGGGAGAACUGACCAAGUUUGGCAGCAAGACGACACUCAACCGUCGGGACACGUACCGGCGGCGCCAGGCCCAGCGCUCCGUUCCUCGCCAGAUGUCCUUUGACCUCACCAAGCUGAUGGUGGCCGAGGAUUGGUUCAGCGACAUCAGCCCCCAGACCAUGAGGCGCCUGCUCAACAUCGUCUCCGUCACGGGCCGCCUGCUGAGAGCCAAUCAGAUCGCCUUCAACUGGGACCGCCUGGCGUCCUGGAUCAACCUCACGGAGCAGUGGCCCUACCGCACGUCCUGGCUCAUCCUGUACCUGGAGGAGAGCGACGGCGUCCCCGAACACGCCACGCUCAGGACCAUCUACGAGAGGGUGGCGAAGAGCAUCCCGACCACCAAGGACGUGGAGCCGCUGCUGGAGAUCGACGCAGACGUUCGGGGGUUCGAGGUCUUCCUGUCCUCGCGGACCCCGGUCCUCACCGCCAGGGACAUCCGCACCUUCCUGCCCUGCACCGUGAACCUGGACCCCAAACUCAGGGAGAUCAUAGCAGGUAACACGGUCUACCUGGACCCCCAAACUCAGGGAGACCAUAGCAGGGACAUCGAGCGUAACACGGUCUACCUGGACCCCCAAACUCAGGGACAUCAUAGCAGGGACAUCACAGCAGGUAACACUGUCUACCUGGACCCCCAAACUCAGGGACAUCACAGCAGGAAACACUGUCUACCUGGACCCCCAAACUCAGGGAGAUCAUGGCAGGUAACACUGUCAACCUGGACCCCCAAACUCAGGGACAUCACAGCAGGUAACACUGUCUACCUGGACCCCCAAAUUCAGGGACAUCACAGCAGGGAGAUCAUGGCAGGUAACACUGUCUACCUGGACCCCCAAACUCAGGGAGAUCAUAGCAGGUUAUACGGUCUACCUGGACCCCCAAACUCAGGGAGAUCAUGGCAGGUAACACUGUCUACCUGGACCCCCAAACUCAGGGAGAUCAUGGCAGGUAACACUGUCAACCUGGACCCCCAAACUCAGGGUGACCAUAGCAGGGACAUCAUAGCAGGUAACACUGUCUACCCGCCCCAAACCAGUAACACUUCUACCUGGACCCCCAAACUCAGGGACAUCACAGCAGGAACACUGUCUACCUGGACCCCCAAACUCAGGAGAUCAUGGCAGGUAACACUGUCUACCUGGACCCCCAAACUCAGGGACAUCACAGCAGGUAACACUGUCUACCUGGACCCCCAAAUUCAGGGACAUCACAGCAGGGACAUCAUAGCAGGUUAUCACGUCUACACCGGCCCCCAAACUCAGGAGACCAUGGCAGGAGACAUAGCAGGUAACACUGUCUACCUGGACCCCCAAACUCAGGGAGAUCAUAGCAGGGAAUCAUGGCAGGUAACACGGUCUACCUGGACCCCCAAACUCAGGGAGAUCAUAGCAAGUAACACUGUCUACCUGGACCCCCAAACUCAGGAGACCAUAGCAGGUAACACCGUCUACCUGGACCCCCAAACUCAGGGAGAUCAUGCAGGUACUACUGUCUACCUGGACCCCAAACUCAGGGACAUCAUGUGCAGUGCUGUCUACCUGGACCCCAAACUCAGGGGCGGGGGAAGCGUGUCCUCUUUAACACCUUCCCUUUCAACCAUCUCUCUACUUCUACCCACCCCUUUACCAAUCAGAGGGGACUGUGUCCUCCCUUUAAGGAUGCCCUUUAACAACUCUACCUGUGAUCAGGCAGUGGUGCAGGGGGCACACCACCACACCGGCACCCCCAUACAACACCUUCAGCCUACUGCCACCGGAUGGGGGAUGUUUAAUCGCUGGACGUUGUUUUUGAUUUCUGAUGCUCUAAAACUGAAGUCAGUCAGAAACCAUUUCCACUUUGUGCCAGCCACCUUGUUUUCCAGAUGUUUCAUUCCCUGUCUGUCUGUCUGUCUGUCUGUCUGUCUGUCUGUCUGUCUGCAGUAUAAGGUUUCAUCUUUGAAAAAGAAGCAGGGCUCGGCCUCGGUGGUUUCGGGCGCGCCGGCCGUCCUGCUCAGCUCCAUGACGACGGAGAGCGUCUGUGAGCGCGUGCGGCUGAUCGACGGCAUCGACCAGAGCAUGAUGGGACAAUACAGCGCCACCAUCAGGAAGGUAACGUCUGAGGGAGGAAAGGAAGGAAGGAAAGGAGACGACAGGAAGGAAAGGAGAAUAAAGGAAGGA
Perca fluviatilis (European perch) is the source of this 4275-nucleotide messenger RNA. RefSeq names its product kinase D-interacting substrate of 220 kDa B-like. The annotation marks the transcript as partial. NCBI's taxonomy places the organism in Eukaryota, Metazoa, Chordata, Actinopteri, Perciformes, Percidae. The record is from RefSeq and is a predicted model, not a curated record. The transcript has 28 exons. Gene Ontology annotation, molecular function: protein binding.